This is a messenger RNA of Leptomonas pyrrhocoris, 3973 nucleotides long. Its product is annotated as putative kinesin. Gene Ontology annotation, molecular function: microtubule binding; microtubule motor activity; ATP binding. The transcript has a single exon. NCBI's taxonomy places the organism in Eukaryota, Euglenozoa, Kinetoplastea, Trypanosomatida, Trypanosomatidae. The coding region runs from base 407 to 3973 and encodes 1188 amino acids. Gene Ontology annotation, biological process: microtubule-based movement. The record is from RefSeq and is a predicted model, not a curated record.
GGUGUGUGAGGAAUUCCACACAAACCCCGAACAACAAGGAGCAACGCAGUCACAGCACGAGGCGUAGCCACUUUCUUUGUUUGUUGUUGCUAUUCAUGUUAUUUACUAGGAUUUUCACCUCUGUUCCUCCACACAAACUGCCAUCGACAGCUUACAUUAGUGCUUGCGGUGUGUUGUACCUCCUUUCUCUUCUCCCCCUUUGAUAUAAAGGACUCUCGAUUUUCCUUUUCUGUUUUCACAGUGUGCGCUCACGAGGGAAAAACACGUCGAAGAGACCCUAACGCUUGAACGUGCUGAUGCGAGCAAAGAAAAAAGGAACCGAUAUUCUGUCAAAGGCGAAUUAAUAAUCGUUGAUAUAAACAUCCACAUUUUCCUUUCACUGAGGUAGUCGCUACACUUGUCAGCAAUGAAGUCUACCAACGUGAGAGGUGCGGUGAGCCUUUCCACGCGCUCCUUAGAAGGACAACGCGAGCCGCAGCCGAGUGCGAACGACGGCCUGGGCGACGCGGGCGACGGAACCUCUGUCUCUACCGGCGCCUCCCCGGUUUCGACGAGCAGCCCAUCCGCCGCCGCCACUGCCGCAUCUCCCAAGAACAGUAAGACGAAAAAAGCUAAAUCCUCCUUGCCAGCCGAUGCAGACGCCGCGGAGGACGAUCUCGCCCUCUCGCGCUGUCUCGUGUACUGCCGUCUGCGGCCCACUGUCAAGCAGGAUUACAAAGAAGGCGGGCAUGCCUUCGUAACGCUGGAGGACAGGCGCGUCGUUGUGAAGGACGAGCGCCACUACGAUUACGACGGCACCUUCGGUCCCUCGACAGAGCAAACGGCGGUGUUCGAGUCGGUCGCUAUCCCCUGCAUCGACCACGCCUUCAAAGGCUUCUGUUCUGCGCUGAUGUGUUACGGGCAGACCGGCACCGGCAAGUCCUUCACCAUGUGCAACACCGACCCGCAGCACCUCGGCAUCAUCCCUCGCGCCGCCGAAUACAUUUUUGGCAGAAUUCGCGCGAGCAGCGGAAGCGACCCGACGCGGACGUACGCGGUGGUGGGCCAGUUUGUGCAGAUCUACCGCGAUCAUCUCGGGGAUUUGAUGGUGCACGAGGGCAGAGACCGGGUGGAGAUCCACUACGACGAGGACACAGGCGUGUCGCUGACGGGGUGCACUUCGCACGCCCUCACGAACGCACAGGAGUUCAUGCGGUUUUACGCGGAGGGCAACACGCGACGGGUGGUGGGGUCGACGGCGAUGAACGCGGAGUCGAGCCGCGGGCACACCGCCAUGAUCAUCUACAUCUCGUCGGAGGUCCUGGAGGACCCCAGCAAAGGCAAAAUGCGAGGCAAGAUCACCUUCAUCGAUCUGGCAGGUUACGAGAGGUUCAGUAAGACGGGCAUCACCAGUGCCGACCCAAUCCGCAAAGAUGAGGCAAAGACGAUCAACGCGUCGCUGCUUGCUCUCGGCCACGUCGUCAGCUCCCUCUCCGCCGGCACCAAACACGUGCCGUGGCGAAACGCGAAGCUGACCCGCAUUUUGCAAGACUCGAUCGGCGGACGCAGCCGCACUUCGAUUAUACUGACUGUGGGGCCCAGCAGCGAGCACCUUUACGAGACCACCAACACGCUGCAGUUCGGGCUGCGGGCGAUGGCGGUGAAGGUGGAGGCGAAGGUUUCCAUCACCGUGGACUACGUCAAGCUCUCGAAGAAGCUCAUGGGCCUGCUCAGCGAGCGGGAUGAGCGGAUUAGCUCGUUGGAGGUGCAGAUCGCCAACCGCGACGCGGAGAGGCAGGAGCUGCUCGCUCGCUACCAGCGCGACCGCGGCGACCUCGAGCAGCGCUUCACCGAUGAACUCGAGCACCUCACCGCCUCCGGCGCGAGUGAGCAGCAGAUUCGCAACCUCAAGGAGGUCUACCAGGUGGAGAUUGAGAACUUACAGGAUCAGCAGCAAGAAGAGAUUGGCUACCAGGACGAGAUCCACUCGAAGGAGAUCACCCAGCUCAUGAAGGAGCAGAAGCGCCAGGAGGCGAAGAGUCUCAUGGAGAUGAAGCUGGCGCGGGAGCGUCUCGUCGACGAGUUCCAGCGGAAACUCGACAGCGCACGCGGCGGCACGAACGACGACCUCGUGCGGGCCCUGGAGCAACUCGCGGAGAAGGACGCGGUUUUGGCCUCCCGUGCGAACGACACGGCGCGGCUGCACUCCACGAUCGACGCCCUCGCCGCCCAGGUGCGGGUGCUGGGCGGGGAGGCGAGCGCAGCGGUGGAGUUCCCCGAAACCUUUCUGGACGUCUCGCAGGUGGAGGAGAUGCGGGCACGGCUGCAGGGCGAGGUGGACCGCCACUACAACAAAGUCGUCGAUCUGCACACCCAGCUCGACCGCGCCUCGAUGCUCGCCCACGACCGCAUGGAGGAGGUCUCGAGGCUGGAGCAGGAGGUGGAGGAGCUGCACGGGAAGCUGUUGCAGGCCGGCGUGGAAAUGAACACGUCGAACGAGGAGAUGCAGGCGCUGCGGGAGAGACGGGCCGAGCUGGUCGAUCCAGAGGAGCUCGAAAGUCUUCGACUGUUGAUGCAGAGCGACAUUGAUGAACUGCGCAGCCAACGCGACGACUUGCAGGCGGAGGUGAAGCGCGUAAAUGAGGCGCGCACUCGAGAGGCGGUGGCAUGGCGACGCAACAGGAUGGAUGGCCCAGAGGCGCUGAGGCGCAUUCUCGCAGAGAACAUCGGUGCGGACGGCAGCGAUGCCGCCUUGCUCGAUGCGGUGGACAGCGCCGGGGGCGGCAAAGACGGCGGCGGGGGCAAGGCGAGAGCCAUGCAGAAAGUCUACAAGAAGAUGAUCCAAAAGCUGAACCGACAGCUGGCGGAUAGCAGCCGCGAGCGGGACAGCCUCGUGCAGCGCAUUCAGCAGCUGGAGCGGACACUCGGAGCGUACGGCAUCCCGGAGCAGUCCUCGCCGGCCACAAAGGGGGAGGAGGUGCUCGACGGCGCACUCGACUACGGCGGACCGCCGAGCAGGCGCGGCAACACCCGUGCCGAAUCGACGCCGGACCGCGACAGCUCUAGCAACGACAGCCGUGCAGAGGAGGCGCUGCUGUCCAGCGGCAACGCGGACGUGACCAUGGUGCUGCUGCUGAAGGAGCAGGAGAUCGACGUGCGGGAUGACUUAAUUGCCCAGCUGGACGCGCAGCUCACCAAGGCGCUGGCCGCCCAUGGACAGGAUCAGAAGCUGAUUGAGGAGCUUAACGCCCAGCUGAAGAACGCAGGAGGAACGCCGGUGGACUCGGUUGCUCGACCACAGCCGGUAGAGGGUGUUCCGUUGGAGGAGUACACAAAGCUCCUGCGUCAAAUGCGCUCGCACAACCGCAAGCUGCUCGUGGAGCUGCUGGUGUCACAGUCCCGGCCGCGGUCCUGCCCGGAGUCGCCCACCACCGAUCGAGGCGUUGCCGAAAAGGAACUCGAAGAGCGUGACACCGAGCUGGAACUGAAGGACGAGAUGUUGCUGGAGAAGAGCGCGAUGCUGCAGUACCUCGCCACACUCGGUGCUCGACUCAUCAGCCAGAUGGAAUCCCUCGGCCUCGAGCCCUGCUGCGCACUGCCAGAGAAAUACCAGGACCUCGCAAAAGCCGAUGAGGACCAGCUGGGCAUCCAGGCAGAGAAGCAGCGCGAGCUGGAGGCGAAGCUGCAACGAGAGCAGGAAGAAAAGAUGAAGAUGCGGCGCCUGCUCGAUGCAAUCAACACGGAGCGUGAGCAGGGAGCCGCCGUGCUGCGGCAGACGGAGCAGCGCAACAAGGAGCUGAGGGAGCGGGAAAACAACGCGACGGCAGCGCUGCAGGAGCUGACGGAGAGGACGAUCCAGAAGGAGAUGAUGCGCGAGGAGGCGAUGCGGCGCACCACGCAUGAGCUGAUGGAGUUGCAGGCCCGACUGGCAAAUCAAGAGCACCGCCGCGGCACCAACGUGUUUGAACGUCUCCUGCGCAGCCUCCUGGACUGA